UCUAAUUUUUUACGCUUCGGAAAAAGCAAGAUAUUUAUCGAGUUACUGAUCAGAGUUUAACCAUUUCUUUCUUGCACAACUCUGUUGGAGAGUGGUUGGAACAGAUGGGGCAGCAAGAAAUAUUUUUUUUGUUGGAUCCAUUGCUUUUCAGGAUGUAGCACACAAGGUCUCUGCCCUUAAAGUUUUUCUUAACAGGGGAGACAUGGCAAGACUUAAGGAGAUUCAAGAAGCUGUCUUACAAAUGAGCGCACCAAAGGCUCUGAGAAAUGAACUGAUUCACAAACUGAGAAGUGAAAGAAUGUCGUAUCAUGAAGAUGAAUCAAGCUGGAACCGAUCAUGGGUGGCAAUUAAGAAGCUCUGGGCUUCAAAGUGGAACGUGAGAGCUUACGUCAGUAGAAAACUAGAGUUGACCCAUGAUGUCGUAUGCAUGUCGGUGCUGGUUCAAGAAUCAUGUGGUGAUUAUGCUUUCGUCAUUCACACAAAAAAUCCUGUCACUGGUGAUCCUUCUGAAAUACACACAAGAGAUUGUGAAGGGUUUGGGAGAGACCUUGGUUGGAGGAUAUCCAGGACGAGCAAUGAGCUUUAUCACCAAGAAAACAAACCUCAACUCGCCAACCGUGAGAAACAAAAAACAGAUAGUGUUUGCAUGUUAGCUCCAGUAAGUAUUUGAGCUGUGCAGGUGAUCAGUAGUUACCCAAGUAAUAGGAUAGUUCUGUACUCUAAACCCUCUAUCAUGUUCUUAGCAGGAAUGUUGUCAAAAUAUGUACACAUUAAUACCAAAUAAUUGUUUUCCCCCUAAGUAAUAGACAACCUAUAAAAACCAUUGUUUUCCUUAAUGUUUUUUUUUGGAUU
Messenger RNA from Brassica rapa (field mustard), 852 nucleotides. Its product is annotated as alpha-glucan water dikinase 2-like. NCBI's taxonomy places the organism in Eukaryota, Viridiplantae, Streptophyta, Magnoliopsida, Brassicales, Brassicaceae. The record is from RefSeq and is a predicted model, not a curated record.